AUGGUUACAUGUUACACGGUCCGUCUUUCUCACGGCUUAUAUGGCAAACUUCCAAAACAAUCCAUAUACUUGGUUAAACAAUUUAAACGAACCAUGGAUGAGACAGAUAAUAACGGAAUUCGUAGAACCUUUCAGGCAAAACAAAAUUCACACUCCAUAUGGCACCACGGGCAAGCUGAUGACUCCACCCUUUACUCGUCCAAUUCCUAUAAUCACAAUUUGGGACGCCUUAGCCCUGCUUUGGACGUACUAUAUAAGUCGUCCUCCCAAGAAAAAAACGACGCUCCAAGAUCAGAUUUCAUAUCUGGAAAAGAUGCAGGAACUAUUGGUGAAAAAAAUUAUGGAAAUGACAGAGAUGGAUCUUCUAUCUCGCCCAGCAACAGUAAACCUCACAUUUUCAAUACGGAAAAGGAUGAUUUCAAGGUACAUGUUUGGGAUGUCGAUCCGUUGUGGGAAAUCGAAAAUCGAGGAAUUCAACAAACAAGCGACAAAUUCGAGAUUGAUAGCGAUACAGAUGUUGGAGUGGAGCUCGAGUUUUGUCCUAACCGACAAAAAAUUCAGUCGAUGCAUCCAUCCUUGGGAAAUUGUGCAGAAUUGGAAGCCCACAAGGAAUGUGGAAGUCAAAUACCCAUGCAUGAAGUGUCAGUUGAUGGCAGAUUUGAUGGAUCGCAAGGGCAUUGCAACAAUUUGUUCAUUGUAGAUAAGAUUGAAAAUGAAUCAGAUCGACGUCGGAUCGCAACCUUCAUUAGUUAUGAGUUUACCGAUGAAAAUGACGAUCUGAUCUUCUAUAGUGAAUGCGUUAAAGAAUAUGGCUUGAAUCAUAUCAUUGUCAUUGGCCAGCUUGAUUUCGGAAUAAUUUUCUUAGAUUGCUACGGUCGUGUAUUUGAGUUUAAUGACAUGAGUCAAAUGUUUUUACCACUUGGGAAUUCUCUUGCUGAGUUGUCAAUAAAAAACCAAGCUCCUCAUGUGGCAUGGAUUAUAAAAUCUGAUGGAGAUUUAUAUGAGUAUGAUCUUCAACAAUAUUUUGUAAAGAAAGAUAAUAAGAGCAAGAAGAAUUCGAAAAAGAAGAAAAGGAAGAAAAGGUGA
Messenger RNA from Funneliformis caledonium, 1086 nucleotides. The record is from the annotation of a GenBank genome assembly. Lineage: Eukaryota; Fungi; Glomeromycota; Glomeromycetes; Glomerales; Glomeraceae.